AUGUCAUCUACUAUGUUAUUCAUUGUUUUAUUGGUGAUUACAGUUGCUCGUGCAGCACCUGUGCAAGAUGAAACAUGCGAUGUACAAGCAUAUCGUCAAAGUCACUGUACGGCUAGUGUCUUUGUCCAACAUGGUUGUACAUCAGCCACUGUCGAUUUAAUCCAUACUGAUUUUCUUCAGUCAUGCAGUUCAGUCAGAUUGAACUGGGCUUAUGCAGCAAACAAUCUGACAUUGAUCAUUGGAAGACAGGAACAUCAAGCAUUCACGGUUACUAUCAACAACGAUCAACUGAUAGAGACUGUCUCACACAUCUAUCGCAUUAUUGGCAAUCAAGAGACAGAAGUGACAACAAAAGACCAUAAAUUGGUUCAAAAAUCCGAUUCAAAUGGUCAAAUUAAACUUAAAUUAGAAGUUCCACCAGAAUUGAUGCCUUAUGUAGUUUUUGUUAACUAUGAUAUCGAUUAA
This is a messenger RNA of Adineta steineri, 465 nucleotides long. NCBI's taxonomy places the organism in Eukaryota, Metazoa, Rotifera, Eurotatoria, Adinetida, Adinetidae. The record is from the annotation of a GenBank genome assembly.